Messenger RNA from Hipposideros armiger (great roundleaf bat), 2444 nucleotides. It is a transcript of the gene TM4SF20, whose product is annotated as transmembrane 4 L six family member 20. The record is from RefSeq and is a predicted model, not a curated record. Bases 1965 to 2444 code for a protein of 159 amino acids. The transcript is spliced from 3 exons. NCBI's taxonomy places the organism in Eukaryota, Metazoa, Chordata, Mammalia, Chiroptera, Hipposideridae. Gene Ontology annotation, cellular component: membrane.
CAUGAAAGUAAAUAUUUAGCAUCUCUGAAAGUAAUUAAUCCCAAAGAAAGUUAGCAGAGUUUAAUUUACACCAAUAAGUAAAAUGGAAUGACUUAUCCUUGUAAGUGGUAAUUUAAUGUUGCUCUAACGUUCUUCUAACAGAUUCAUUGAUUUUCUAAAUCAGUGAUUGGCAAAUUGUUUCUAAAAAGAGCCAGAUAAUGAAUAUUUUAGGCUUUCAGAGCCAGACAGUCUCCCUCACAAUUCAAUUCUACCAUUGGUGUGCAAAAGCCGCCAUAGACAAUGUGUAAGCGAAUGGGCAUGGCUGUGUACCAAUAAAACUUUAUUUACAAAAAUGACAUGGUGGCCCACUUUGACACUUCCUGUUCUAAAUUAUUUGUUCCUUAAGCUCAGAGGUAGUAUAGCUUAUGAGCACAAAAUAAGUUUAGUCCCUUGAACACUCAUACCUAGUUGAUGGCUAAACCUUUUCUCCCUUUUCUUCUGGGCUCUUAGCUACACCCCGGCUUGGCUGGGCUGCCAAAUAUACAUGUGGUUUAAGGCUACAUGUAAGCCAAGUUUGAUAACAAUACAAAGUAUUCUCCCUAAGUGACAUGGAGUCAGCCCAUGGUCAGAGGUCAUGACGUCUGUCAGGAAAGCUGCCUUGUAAUAGGUAUUAAAUGUUAGACCUGCUCUGAAAGAACAAAGGUAGAUGUGGUCUUGGAAAAAAUAAAUAAACCAGGCAAGGAGCAGAGGUCAAUAAAUGACCGAGGGUGGUGUGGGGAGGAUGAGAGUGAACAAGCCCUAUAAAGGAAUAGAGGAGAAUUACUGGGCAGUGUGGACCAGUGGUGAGGAGCUGGGGCUUUGGAAUCCCAACUCGGCCACUUUCUUAGAGAAGUUACUCAAACGUUCCGUGCCUUAUUUCCUCAUGGGAUAAAGUGGGGAUAAUAACAGCACCUGCCUCACAGGACUGUGAUGAGGUUGGCAGGAACUACAACAAGCAGCACCUGGCAUGGAGAAGAGUGCCUGGCAUGUUGUUGGAACUCAAGAAAACGUCAGAAAACCAAGAGCAGAAGAAAAGCGUCAACCACGCAGGGCAGCUGUGCUGAGGUAGCCAAAAACUUCCAGCUAAAAUUUAAGUGGAAGGAAGUUAUUUACAUUUCAGGCUUCAAGGAUACAAAAUUUCUUCCAGUAAGAAUUUCUAGUCAUAGCUGCUGACUAGAUAUUACCAAAAAUUGAAACCUCGGUCCUGAGAAUGUGAUGUCAUUUCUUACAGCCUUCCUCAGCAAUAUGGAUUUACUUUGAUAUAGAAUGCAAUAUAUACAAGAUUUUUGAACAUCAAUGUAAGGAGAGGCCAUUAAUAAUCAAGGAUAAAGGAACAGAAAGAAGAAUGCAGAACCAAACAUAAUUCUCAACCCCUAAGCUGGGGAACUAGCGAGAUGGUGACAUUGGGAGUGACAGGAAAGUUAGAAGAGUGGGAGAGGAGUGGUGGCAGAAUUCUUAGUUUCCAACUGCCAGGCCAACAAAAACAUGAAUUUCCUUUCUGGAUGUUUGCCAGAUUAAUUCAGACAAUUUUUGGGAAAUUGGAUAAGUGGCUGAAGAUUAUGGUAAAAAAAAAAGAGAGCGAGAGAGAAAGAAAAGUGAAUUUUGGAUUAUGCCAGUAAUUCUUUCAGACACAAUGAAUAAAUAACUCAUUCUACUGAAAAUCCAAGUCUCUAAAGAUAACUAAGAGUAAAGCAACAUAGAUGAAAGAGUUUAAACUGUCAUCCUGAAAUCCCCCAUCCCUCCUCACUCUUUCAUCUUUGUGGUUGGAAUGGGGAUGACAAAGUUCCCAAGGUCAAGGGCACUGCCACACUUCCUUCUUGUUCUCUUGAGCCUGGAUUUCCCACAACUGGUGGUGAAUGGGAGGCAGAGAUUACUGCUUUUGCAUCUGAUGAGAAGUCAUAAUACUCAUCUUUCCUGUUAAUUUCCAGGUCAUUCCAGCAGCAACGAUGUCCUUGGCAGCGAGAAAAAGAGCAUGCUGUAACAACAGAAUCGGGAUGUUCCUUUCUUCGCUUUGGAGUGUGAUCACAAUCCUUGGUGCCGGGUACUGCAUGGCGGUGUCCCUCCAGGCUCUCUCAGAAGGCCCGCUCGUUUGUACCUCUCAAGACAACAGCACUGCCAACUGUCAAUUUUCAUUAGGAAACUUCAGUGACUUUCAUGAUGAAUCCUUCAACCUACAGUGGUUCUUCAAUGACUCUUGUGCGCCUCCGGGUGACUUCAGGCCUCCCAUCGCGAGUAACACCUCCAUGGACAGCAGCGGCUUAUACUUCACUUCGAAAGAAAACACACACAGAAUUAUCCACUUCACAGUAUUUUUAGGGCUGCUGCUUGUGGGAAUUCUCGAGGUCCUGUUUGGGCUCAGUCAGAUCGUGAUUGGUUUCCUGGGCUGUCUGUGCGGAGUCUCAAAGCGAAGAAGUCGAGUUGUGUAG